CUAGGUGCUGGUGAAUCUGGGAAAAGUACAAUUGUGAAGCAAAUGAAAAUCAUCCAUGAGGCUGGUUACUCAGAAGAAGAGUGUAAACAGUACAAGGCAGUGGUCUACAGUAACACCAUCCAGUCCAUCAUCGCCAUCAUCAGGGCCAUGGGGAGGUUGAAGAUAGACUUUGGAGACUCUGCUCGGGCGGAUGAUGCUCGUCAACUCUUUGUGCUUGCUGGGGCUGCAGAAGAAGGCUUUAUGACUGCAGAGCUUGCUGGAGUCAUAAAGAGAUUGUGGAAAGACAGUGGUGUGCAAGCCUGCUUCAACAGAUCCAGAGAGUACCAGCUCAAUGAUUCUGCAGCGUAUUAUUUAAAUGACUUGGACAGAAUAGCACAACCAAAUUACAUCCCAACUCAGCAGGAUGUUCUUCGAACCAGGGUGAAAACAACAGGAAUUGUGGAAACUCAUUUUACUUUCAAAGAUCUUCAUUUUAAAAUGUUCGAUGUGGGUGGUCAAAGGUCAGAGCGGAAGAAAUGGAUUCACUGCUUUGAAGGAGUGACCGCCAUCAUCUUCUGUGUGGCCCUGAGUGACUAUGACCUGGUUCUCGCUGAAGAUGAAGAAAUGAAUCGAAUGCAUGAAAGCAUGAAGUUGUUCGACAGCAUAUGUAACAACAAGUGGUUUACAGACACAUCUAUUAUACUUUUUCUAAACAAGAAGGACCUCUUUGAAGAAAAAAUCAAAAAGAGUCCCCUCACGAUAUGCUACCCAGAAUAUGCAGGAUCGAACACAUAUGAAGAGGCAGCUGCGUAUAUCCAGUGUCAGUUUGAAGACCUCAACAAAAGAAAGGACACAAAGGAGAUAUACACCCACUUCACCUGUGCAACAGACACGAAGAACGUGCAGUUUGUGUUUGAUGCUGUAACAGAUGUCAUCAUAAAGAAUAAUCUAAAAGAUUGUGGUCUCUUCUAA
Messenger RNA from Cricetulus griseus (Chinese hamster), 951 nucleotides. It is a transcript of the gene Gnai1, whose product is annotated as G protein subunit alpha i1. Gene Ontology annotation, molecular function: GTPase activity; G-protein beta/gamma-subunit complex binding; G protein-coupled serotonin receptor binding. The record is from RefSeq and is marked provisional. Gene Ontology annotation, biological process: adenylate cyclase-modulating G protein-coupled receptor signaling pathway. Gene Ontology annotation, cellular component: heterotrimeric G-protein complex. NCBI's taxonomy places the organism in Eukaryota, Metazoa, Chordata, Mammalia, Rodentia, Cricetidae.